GCCCCGCCCCCGGGCCCCGCUUCCCGCCGCGCCCGGAAGGAAGGACGGACGAGCGGGGCCUCGGCGCUGGUGCUGCCCGCGCGGACCCACAUUUACGUUGAUCAUUGGAGAAAACUCCGCAGGUGAUGGAGGACUCACUGCAUGAAGACUCUCAGCCAUGGUAUAGUCAACAAGUAUAUGCAAGGUACUGGAAGCAUUACAACCAAGCCAUGCACUGGAUGUACAAGCACAAAAACGCCUACAGGAAAGCCAUGGAGUCCUUUUAUCAUCUGUCAUGGUAUCCAUCCGAAACCUUUCCUACAAGCCGGUAUUCGGAUUGGGAUGGAGGCAACCCAUCAGAUGCUGACAACUAUUCUACCUACACCCCAAACAGCAGAGCGCGAUACCCUUCCUGGCCCCAGCAGUACCCAGGUGCCCAUUGCAGUUCCGGAGUGAGCAAGGAUAUGGGUAGGGAUUCUGAAAUAGAGAAGGAUUCUGAGUCUGAAGAGGAGAUAGAAUGUGACCUGAGCAACAUGGAGAUCACAGAGGAGCUCCGCCAGUAUUUUGCACAGACAGAGGCUCACAGGCAGGAGUUACGAAAGCAGCAGCAGCUAGAAGCCGAGCACCAGGACAUGUAUGUUGAAGCUGAUCAUGACCUGCACCUAACAACACGACGUUCGGUACAACCCCCUGCAGAAAGACCCGGGGAGAGACGUAUGGCUGAAAUGAAGAAACUCUAUGGUGUGGGUGCUGCCAAAAUCCAAGCCAUGGAGACUGCCAUGCAACUUGCCUUUGAUAGGAACUGUGAUAAAAAGCAGCCCAAGUACUGGCCUGUUAUCCCCCUGAAACUGUGAGCUGUAUCAUCUUCUGUACUAGCAGUCGAGCGCUGCAGCUGUGGGUGCCCAAUCAGGCUACACAGCUCAAUGAAUGAAUCAGGGGUCAUCAUUUGUUCUCCUUUCCCCUCCUGCCAAGCACACUCCCCCUCUUCUUUUUAAUCUGUCUACCAGAGUUUUCAGAAUCUAUAGCAUCUCCACAGGGAUGUGCUGAAGUAUUGAUUUGUACUGUAGGGAUAGUGAAAUUUUACUUCUUUUUAAAAUGUAUAUUUUCAUUAAUUUAAUGUUGGUGUGCCUUGACCAUGCUUGCAGGAAAUGAAAUAGCAUUUGUUUGCACUUAGUGAGCUCAGAAGACUGUUCAGCAACACAAAAAUCUCUACAGAUGAUCCACUUAUUUAUUAUUUUUAAUAUAGUAGCCUUGAGAUCCAUUUUAACACAGUACAACUUGAAGUGUUGUGAAUUCUGAACCCUCAUCCUUGAUUUGGGGAUCCUGCAGUCAAUUGGCAAAGGUACAAAAUACUAAAUUACUAUAGCACAGCCAUUUGAAAGCUCUUUGAAAGCUUUAUAAUAAGGCAGGAAUUUUUUAUUCCACUCUGAAACUUGGCAGGCAGAAUUUCAAUCCAGAAGCAAACUUAUAUGAAAACAUUAAAAAAGAAAUUUUGGCCAUUUUUAUUAUACAGUUGUUUAGCAUGGUAGCAAAAAUGUCUAAUUGAUUUGAUACAUUAAAAAAAAGGAAUAUUAAACCAGCGGAGAGGGUUAGGUUGCAGUUCUGUCACCCUUCAGUCACACUGAGUAGUGUCUUACUCAACUAAUAAUUCCAUUGACUUGUGAACUCAAUGAGUAAGCAAUACUCACUAUGAAUAAAGGAGACAGAAUUGUGCCCUUAAUGUUGAAAAGUGAGUACUCUGGAUAUGUAAUCCUGAAAAUCCUUCUGUAAAGCAGCUGUGUGUCACUAUUGUAUACUUAGUUUGCACCAAAACAAAUCUUCACCCAAUCAAAGUAAUACUGACUUCAGACAUUUUUCUGUAGAAAGAGUUGUGUGACGAAUAUGAUGAUUAAAUGGCCUCUCUGUAAUAUGCAGUAUUUCCAUGCUACAUUAUAAGUGGUUCCAAAGAAACAUAUUAGUGACUUAACUGUCAUAAACAUGGGUGACCCGUUUUUGGGGUAGAGAAGGCUGAGGCUGAAGUUCCAACCGUUUAAUUUGCUCUAGCUAUGUCCUGUACUUGCCUAUAUGGUCUAGCCCAGUGGUCCGCAAUGCGGUGCCUGCGGGUGCCAUGGCACCCGCGGGGGCAUCUUAAUGCACCUGCGCCCUGGCCCCCGGGAGGGCACCCUCCGAAAUGCUGCCAAAUUUCAGCGGCAUUUCGGCGGGGAUACCUCUUGAUAACGACGCUUGUUGCGGACAAGUGAUGUCAUCGAGAGGCGUCGCCCCCGAAUUUCGGCGGGGGCGCCUCUCGAUGACGUCACUUGUCGACGGCAAGCGGUGUGAUCGAGAGGUGUCGCCGCCGAAAUGCCGCCGAAAUUCGGCAGCAUUUUCGCGAGUGCUCCACCACCGCAGUGUUCCUUCGGCUGGCACCCGCCAGCCAAAAAGGUUAGGGACCACUGGUCUAGCCGUUGUAGCAUGUGUGGCAUAUAAUAAACCACAUUAAUCUCUCUGCCCUUUGCUAUAUUCUGGUAGACCAGAGCAAAUUUCAGAUUUAACUUUGAAUUUCCUUGUUCUUAUCACUUAAUGUUACAGCUUCAAAAGUACUUUAUUUUUCAUUCUAACUGAAUAUAACAUGCAUAACAUGAAGUGGUAAGAUUGAACUCCUUAAAAUUAAAAGCUUCUAGACUCCAAGACUCAUUACCGAUGUAAUUGAACUAACAAGCUUGUACACAGGGAAAAAAAUAAGCUGGGGUUGUGAAAUGUAAUCCUGCAUUUGGUGUACUUUAAUUUUGUCAUGGUAUGUAUGUUAGCGAUCGACUAUGAAAUGUUGGGAAUUAGUGUUUUUGCUAGGAUCUCUCUUGGUUGACAGAAUAAACUUUUAUCUUCUCAUAUAAA
Molecule: messenger RNA, 2850 nt
Organism: Gopherus flavomarginatus (Mexican gopher tortoise)
Lineage: Eukaryota; Metazoa; Chordata; Testudines; Testudinidae
Gene: GEMIN8
Product: gem nuclear organelle associated protein 8
Exons: 4
Coding region: 126-833 (235 amino acids)
Biological process (GO): spliceosomal snRNP assembly
Cellular component (GO): SMN complex
Source: RefSeq, a predicted model, not a curated record